Molecule: messenger RNA, 818 nt
Organism: Camarhynchus parvulus
Lineage: Eukaryota; Metazoa; Chordata; Aves; Passeriformes; Thraupidae
Gene: C18H17orf67
Product: chromosome 18 C17orf67 homolog
Exons: 4
Coding region: 55-327 (90 amino acids)
Source: RefSeq, a predicted model, not a curated record
UGCCUUGGUUAGGGUUGCUCAUUUUGGAACAGACUGAGAGAAAGCAGAAUCAAAAUGAAGAAGUUUCUUGUGUUGAUCUCCUUUUUGGUCCUGCUGACCACUGUUACAGACACUUCACCAAUUUUGUCUGAAAAAGAUGCCAAACAGAUGCUGAGGACUCGUCGUGAAGACAGACCAAGAAAAGCUGGUUUCCCUGAUGAACCAAUGAGGGAGUAUAUGCUUCACCUCCAGCGCUUGGAGCAGAGAUCAGAAGAGCAAUUCCUUGAACACUGGCUGAAUCCUCAUUGCCUCCCACACUGCAACAGGGAUCUGGUGCACCCAAUCUAAUGGGAUUGCCUACCCUGCAACUGAUCUCCACAUGGAUUUAUACAUGAUUAAGGAGGACAAGUUUAUUCCUGCAUUGGCUACGUGCUCACUGUAGAGCAGAACCUCUCUGCAAUCCUCAUGGUACAGCAGAACUUCCAGCUCUAAGUGGCUUGAUGAGUUCUAGACCACCAUGUAUUUUCUACCAGCAAUGAUUGCAUGCAUGAAUAACUGAAUUGAAGGUUCCCACAGUUUCUGAGGUAUGGGCAAUUUAUUAGUCCUAGAGUAUCCUUUCAAGGGCACAGGUUUAGACUGUCUGAAGCAAAAGAAACUUGGAGGGAGACAUCAAUAGAAUAUUGCAGAAUAGCAACAUGAAGAGAAGGCCAGCUUUCUGGGCUUUGGAGGAAUCCUUAAUUACAGUUUUCUAGGUUAAAUAACAAUAUUUCAUGAAGACACAACAUUUAUGUAACACUAUUUCCUACUGCCUGAUGAGUAUUUCAUGUAUUGUUUCAAAA